AACUCAAUAAUAUUGGAUUGGAUUGAAUGAUUGAUGUUUGAUGAGGAGUGUGUUUACACAAAACUAAACUAUACAAACUAUUAUUACAUUAAUUAGUUGUUCCAAAUUUUAAUUAAAGUUUAAUAACUGCUUGCUAAAUGGAAGCUCGGGAGUAGACUGAGAGACUCUGAGUGUGUGUGUGUGUCUGUGAAGGCAGAAGAGAGGCGCCCCCACACCCACACCCACUCAUCGGAAAAUGGAGAACCGGGGCCGUCUCACCCACCUGUUUGUCACUGUGUUUCUCUCAAACUUCUCCGAGUUGAUGGUGAGUCCCGCCAUUCCCGACGUCACCUUGUCUGCUGUCUGUCCCGGCAAAGAUGAAUGCUCUCCCGCCAUUUACCUCACCGGUUUCCAACAGGCGAUUGCGGGAAUAGGUUCUGUGAUCAUGAUGCCACUGAUUGGAAAUCUAUCUGAUGCUUAUGGUCGGAAAAAUAUGAUGGCAAUCCCGCUGCUUCUUUCCAUUAUUCCGUUAGUGGUAUUGGCUUGGAAGAGGACAUUAACCUUCUUCUAUGCCUACUAUGCAAUCAAGACUUUUACUGCCAUGGUUACUCAAGGUGGUGUUGCGUGCCUUGCUCUUGCGUAUUUGGCAGACAAUGUAUCAGAGGGGAAGCGUAUCUCUGCAUUUGGGGUCCUGUCUGGUGUGACAUCUGCUGCAUAUGUUGGUGGUACAUUAGCUGCCCGCCUACUGUCCACGGCUCAGAUAUUUCAGGUUGCAGCAAUUUUAUCUAUGGUUGCAGCAAUCUACAUGGGAGUUUUUCUAAAGGAAACAACUCGCGGAGAUGAUGUUUUGGAGCAGCCUAUCUUGAAGGUAACAGAAGGUGAUGAGGACAGUUGUAAAGCAUCAAAGAAGAUAGAGGUCAUUAGGAAAAUCCCAUCUCCUCGGGAUAUAUAUCGUUUGCUAAAGAGUAGCAUUACAUUUUCAUUAGCAGCAUGUGUUACUUUCUUCAAUAGCCUUGCAGAGGCUGGACUUCAGUCUUGCUUACUGUAUUUCCUAAAAGCACGAUUCCAGUUCAAAAAGGACCAGUUUGCAGAUGUGCUGCUCAUUGCCUACAUUGGAGCAACUAUAUCAAAUAUGCUCCUCAUGCCUACAUUGGGUCCCAUUAUAGGGGAGGAGACCUUGUUGUCUUUAGGACUUUUUGCCGGAUUCUUGAAUAUGUUUUUUGACAGCAUAGCAUGGGCCCCCUGGGUACCCUAUGCCUCUGCUUCUAUGGGUGUUUUUCUUUUCCUGUCAAGCCCAAAUCUAAGAAGCAUUGUAUCAAAACAAGUUGGGCCCAACGAACAGGGUCUUGCACAAGGAUGCAUUCUGGGAAUGACUGCAUUUGCUAAUGUCAUCUCUCCAUUGAUCUAUAGUCCGCUUUCAGCUCUAUUUUUGUCGGAGGACGCACCGUUUCAUUUCCAGGGUUUCAGCAUCCUAUGCGUAGGACUUGCCUGGCUGGCAGGCUUCUUUCUGAGCAUAAUGAUUCCCCUGUUAUCAAGAAACAAAUCCAGCAACGGGGACAGCGUGGUGGAGGCCUAGAUCCGUUUUGUAUAAAAUGGUGUUCAGCUGCCUCAUUGUUAUGAAGUAGGCUUAUUGAAGAUGUCAUUAUGAUAAGUAUACCACGUGAUGCGACUCUAGAAUUGUUGGGCUGGGGAGGUAGCCCAAUUCCAAACUCCAAACCCCAAAAUCUAUCAAAAAUAUACUUUGAUACAAUUAAUUCAAUUUUGAUGGAAUACAAAAAUAUAGCGAACAAUGGCUAUCUUAGUUGAAGAAUUCUACUAAUGAACAGAGUGUGUUGUAAAUGUCAAAGUUGGGGCGACGUGGCACGCGCUAGAUAUUUAUAAUGAAAUGAAGAAUUCCUUGAGUAGACGAACUGUUUGUAGAAUUCAAAGGGUUCCUAACUUUACAGGUUGGCAGGUCAAUAUCAGUGCUGUGUUGAAUUUGUUGUUUCAUUCACAAAGUAA
Messenger RNA from Sesamum indicum (sesame), 1980 nucleotides. RefSeq lists its product as uncharacterized. The record is from RefSeq and is a predicted model, not a curated record. NCBI's taxonomy places the organism in Eukaryota, Viridiplantae, Streptophyta, Magnoliopsida, Lamiales, Pedaliaceae. Gene Ontology annotation, molecular function: transmembrane transporter activity. Gene Ontology annotation, biological process: transmembrane transport.